UCCUUGUGAUUGGUCAUUCUCAUUUUGUUUUAACUUUGUUUAAGAAUAAUCAAAUCUUAUUGGUCAAUGGCCAUAUAUAUUAUACUAGGACAGUGUAUAAGUAUUGAUGAAAAUUCUCAUCAGCCCAUAGGCCAACACUAGCUUACAACUGUUCAGUAACAACAACUACUACCGUGUUUCUAACACAUAAAAGAUACUGUUAUAUUUAUAUUCAACCCUGUAAUUCAUUGAUUUCAAUCAAUUUGAAAACGAAAAAGACAACAUGAAGCCAACGCUUACUUGCAACGUAUGUAACAAAGUUUUCCAAACUCGCUUCAACUACAAUAGACACCUUUCCCGUCACACAGAUGUCAACCAGCACCAAUGUGAUAAGUGCGGUAAAGUAUUUGCAAGGCAUGACAAUUUUGUUUGACACCUUAACAACAAGCAUGGUAGUGAAAAUAAUGCGCAAAGUGGGUAUGGUACAGAUCAAGUAGAUGAACCUACAACCAAGCUACAGAAGUUAUCUAACAAUGGGCAUGAUUUUUAUCAAGUCACAGAUAUGACGGAAGUUGAUAUGAAAAAAUUCAAGACGAAAGCAAUCCAGUACACCGUUAAAUUCAACGACGAUUUAGAUAUUCAUGAUUCAACUACCGUCCUAAGUACGCUGCAUAAAGUUUUUCAGAGUCUCAUCAACACCUUGACGGAUGGAGCUCACCCCGAUGAUCUGAUUCGUAUGGUGGUAGAGUGUCCAGAAUUAGAUUAUCCGAUACAACUUACAUUGAUGAAAAAACGACACUUGACGGCAGAACUGUUUCUUGCGAGAGUAGAGCGAGUACUACAGUCGUACGAAGAAUUCAGCAUCGAUGGGUCACUCGAAAUACAGGUUACGCACGUACAAAUGCCCAGAGGAGGAAAAAUUCCCAAAAAAAGAUACGUGGACUUGGAACGCUUCUUAAGAGAAAAACAAUGUAUUAUUAGAAUUCAAAAUAAAGAUGAAAUAUGUUGCGCUAGAGCUAUUAUUACAGCAAAAGCUAAAAUUGAAAAACCAAAGAACUGGGAUGCUAUUCGUAAGAGAUGUAAUGUACAGCAGCAACUUGCUAUGGAAUUACACCACGUAGCGGGAGUACCUCUUGCUAAAUGUGGAAUCAAUGAGAUCAAACAAUUUCAACAAGUGCUGCCAACAUUUCAAAUAAUUGUUGCUUCAUUAGAUUACGGUAAUGCAAUUAUAUACCGAGGGCCGCCUGCAAAACAGCAAAUCUACUUGUAUCAUCACAAUAACCAUUACGACGUUAUCACUAGUAUGCCCGCUUUCCUCAAUAGAAGCUACUUUUGUAUCGAAUGCAUGAAAGGAUACAACAAUAAGUUAGAACAUCGGUGUCAAAACACGUUUAAACUCUGCUUUCAAGGUAACUGUAUUAAAGAAAUCUGGAAAUAUUGUGAUGACUGUAAUAGGUCAUUUAAAAGUGAAAACUGUUACAAAAACCACUUAAGACAACUUUCGACAUCUUAUGGGUCGGUAUGCAAAUUAUAUUAUAGGUGUAGAGACUGCGAUCAAUUCGUUAGCAGAAAAGGCACAGAGGAAAGCCACAUCAAUGUGGCGAAAAAUACUGCGUAAUCUGCAAAACUUUUGUACAACAAGAUCACCUUUGUUAUAUGCAGCCAGUAAAUAAUGAAACGAUGAAGGAUACAAGUGACGAAAUUGAUGAUGAGAUAAAUGUAGUUAGCCCAAGCUAUAUUUUCUUUGACUUUGAAUGCAUUCAAGAAACUGGCAUCCAUGAGCCGAAUCUUUGUAUCGCUCAAAAAGUAUGCAACGCAUGUAUUAACAUCGAUGAGGGUGAAUCUUGUUUAAAGUGCGGUGAACGCGAAAAACAAUUUUAUGGCCUCAGCACUCGUGAAGAUUUUUGCAAAUGGCUUUUUAAUGAAGAAAACGCCGGUGCAAUUAUCAUUUGUCAUAAUUUCAAAGGUUACGAUUCAUACUUUGUUCUCCGAUACCUUUACGACAAUGCCAUUCUACCAGAAGUAAUCUACAAUGGAGCUAAAGUUAUGAGUAUUAAUGUAGCA
Molecule: messenger RNA, 2043 nt
Organism: Anneissia japonica
Lineage: Eukaryota; Metazoa; Echinodermata; Crinoidea; Comatulida; Comatulidae
Exons: 3
Coding region: 542-1597 (351 amino acids)
Source: RefSeq, a predicted model, not a curated record